AUGACUGUCCACAGUGCAGAGUCGCACGGUCCUAACAGAAUUGUAAUCAUUAUCGUUGGUCUGGGAAUCGCUGGCUUGAGUGCCGCUAUCGAGUGCCAUGGAAAGGGCCAUCAGGUCAUGGUAUUUGAAAAGUAUUCUGACCUUAGAAGGACAGAAGGCGACGGUAUCACCAUUGGAUCCAACGGCGCGCGAGUGAGCGCGAAAUGGGGCGAUGGUGCCUUCCACGAGUUGAUCCGCCCGCUGGAGUAUUCAACCAACAAGCUCAAAGUCUCUGACUACACUGGCUAUUCCUAUGGGACAUUCGAACUCCACGGAUACAACGAGGGUCGAGGGUAUACGAUCAACCGGGGGCAACUGGUGUACGCCAUGAACGAGUAUGCCCGAAGCCUCGGUAUCCCGAUUUUUUUGAAUUCCGAAGUAACGGAAUACUGGGAGACCGAGGAUGAGGCCGGGGUUGUGGUCGACGGGAAACGAAUCUCGGCGGACUGCGUUGUUUGUGCGGAAGGCAUUCACAGCUCGGGUAGAUUGAUGAUUACUGGGCAGAAGAUGGAACUCAAGGAAACUGGAUAUGCGGCCUCCCGAGGGUAUUUGGAUGCUUGUGUGACAUCCCAAGACUCAAAACUAAAUUGGAUCUUGGGCGAGGAAGAAGCUGAAGCCGAGGAUUGUGUUUAUGGAUGGCUUGGCCCCGGAGUCCACUUUGGGAUCACGACCAAAAAGAGAGAAAAUGAGCUCUUUUGGUACUGCUCGCAUAAGGACGCAUGUACUCCUUCGAAAGACAUCGACGGGACCAUCAACCAAAUUCUUGAUUGCAUGGAGGGUUGGGCUGCCCGAGACCAACUCGAGACCGUCAUGAGGAAAGCAAAGAAAGGCCAAUUCGUGUCGGAGACUUUGGCUAUUCGAACACCCUUGGCAACUUGGUUGUCUCCGAAGCGCCGAAUGAUCGUUAUCGGUGAUGCAGCCCACGCCGCGUUGCCGUCCAGCGGCCAGGGUGGGACACAGGCGAUCGAGGAUGCCGCCACACUCGCUAUUUGCCUAGAGUUGGCGGAAAAAAGGGACGUUGCACUGGCGUUGUCCGUCACGGAAAAGUUAAGGCACCAACGCGCCCAGAUUGUGCAACAAGGUGGCUUGGCGGUUCUGCAGUUUGUGAUGAACCAUGUCAAUUUCCAAGCUCUGCGAACGGACCCGACGAUGGUGAAGCCACCGCACCCGGCUUGGAUUCUGGACCAUGACUGCCAGGAGUAUGCCUACCGGGAAUUCGUCAAGGCUGCAGAGGCGGUCCAGAAUGGCGAAGAGUAUGUUCCUCAUAACAUUCCCAGGGAUGGCAAGUAUAGCAUGGAGUACAACAGCCAGUAG
Penicillium cosmopolitanum is the source of this 1353-nucleotide messenger RNA. RefSeq names its product FAD-dependent oxidoreductase. Gene Ontology annotation, biological process: secondary metabolite biosynthetic process. Gene Ontology annotation, molecular function: monooxygenase activity; FAD binding. The transcript is spliced from 4 exons. The record is from RefSeq and is a predicted model, not a curated record. The coding region runs from base 1 to 1353 and encodes 450 amino acids. Lineage: Eukaryota; Fungi; Ascomycota; Eurotiomycetes; Eurotiales; Aspergillaceae.